Fusarium redolens is the source of this 2439-nucleotide messenger RNA. RefSeq names its product fungal-specific transcription factor domain-containing protein. The coding region runs from base 1 to 2439 and encodes 812 amino acids. Lineage: Eukaryota; Fungi; Ascomycota; Sordariomycetes; Hypocreales; Nectriaceae. The record is from RefSeq and is a predicted model, not a curated record. Gene Ontology annotation, biological process: regulation of DNA-templated transcription; DNA-templated transcription. The transcript has 5 exons. Gene Ontology annotation, molecular function: zinc ion binding; DNA-binding transcription factor activity, RNA polymerase II-specific; DNA binding.
AUGGACGCAGAUAAUAAUGGCCCUUCAGGCGGCGCCAAUCAGCGGCAACCCAGCGCUGAGCAUAGGCCGCAAGGAGCUUCCGCGUCGCAAGCUGGAGGAGAUUCGUCACAGGGCAAUCUCAGCCCCACCUUGACCCAGUUCUCGAACAUAUCUUCAACCGCCUCAGUGACUGCACCUGACACCAUCAGCCACUCGCAGAACUCGAAACGUCGUCGAGGCUUGGGUGUUGUGACGCCCAAUGCCUGUAAAGAAUGUCGCAAGAAGCGUGCAAAGUGCGACGGCAAAAAACCAUGCGGACGUUGUAAAGCACGAAAGGAUGUUGAAUGUGUUUAUGAGAUUCUCGUGCGCCGGUCAAAAGAGGAUCUGCGGACCGAAAUUGAGAGCCUCCGCCAAAAGCAACGCUCUGGCGACCAAGUCUUUGCAGCGCUCGUCCGACCAGAGUUAUGGGAAGAAGUUUUAACACGCCUUCGGGGUGGUCAGCCUAUCAAGAAUAUUUCAGAAUGGCUCGGAAGUUUAUCACGUUCAAGCGGAGGCGGGUUGUCUUCCUUCAGCAGCCGACCUGAAGCACCUACGAUGGGACCUAUCCCAGGUUUCCCAGGAAGUGGAUUGGGUUCAUUAGCGUCCAUGAGUCUCGGUGUAAAUCAGGUGCUACCGCAGCAGCCUUCCAUGGGGCCCGAAAUUGGCCAGCACAAUCCCUGGCAUCCCUCGUUCCAUAGCCAGACUGGAUCAACGAGAAGCAACUCACACCCAGAUGUUAUGGAUUGGACGACAGAUCUGCGAGGGCCGCCACGAAAUCGAGUAGGAUCUUGGGCGGAAGGGAUGCACCCUGAUCAAAUGACCGAUGGUAUACGAUACCGCGGUAUCGAAGAAAUUCUGUCAACCUCGAACGAACCAGAACUACGAACACCGACUUCAACAUGGACUGCCAUUACCAGUGAUAGCACCCUUGUUCAACACCUCUUGGCAUUGUAUUUUUGUUGGGAGUAUCCAACUUUUGCGUCCCUCAGCAAGGAACAUUUCUUACAAGAUUUUCAAGAAGGGCGGAAUCGGUACUGUUCACCAAUACUGGUGAAUGCCCUCCUCGCAUUGGGUUGUCGCUUCUCAACUCAACCUAUGUCUCGUGCCAACCCCAGCGACCCGCAUACGUCUGGCGACCACUUUUUCAAGGAGUCAUUACGCCUGCUUUCUCAAGAAAGAGACCAUCACACCCUUGCAACUAUACAAGCGCUGGGAAUAAUGUCAAUCCGGGAAGCUAGCCGUGGACGAGAUUCAGAAAGUUGGUAUUAUGCUGGCCAGAGUAUUCGGUUAGCCAUCGAAGCGGGACUACACCGAAUAAUGGACGAAGGAGACGACGAUGAACUAGUCGUGCAGUCGGCAACCUUCUGGGGAGCGUUUGCAUUAGACCACGCAUGGUCUCUCACUAUAGGUUCAUUACCACAAUGUUCUAGUAUCCCUCGUUUACCUCCAAAACCUGCGAUAAUAGGAGAUAUCGAGGCGUUUUUGUGGGUGCCCUACACUGAUGACGGGGCCCCAUUACAGCGCUCGUACCAGCAGCCAUCUAAUGUGCGGUCGGUGUAUAAGUGCUUUUGCGAACUGAGUGAGCUGGUCCACCAAUCUCUGUAUAUUUUAUAUUCUCCUGGAAAACCUCUUACUGCAAGAGAACUCUUGAACAUAUAUACACAGUACCUUAACUGGUAUGAGCGUAUACCCGAGGUGCUCCGGCUGGGGCACAAUUUCACCCCAGCCGUGCUGUUUGCUCACAUGUAUUAUCACUUCGCCAUCUUACUCUUGUUCCGACCUCUAAUUAAGCUACGGAUUAUCGGAUCAAAAGUAUUGCCACGCAAUGUCUGCACACAAGCAGCUGAUGCUAUUCAAGGUCUUUUAAAGUCUUAUUCGUCACUCUACACCUUACGAAGAACACCUUCAUUCGUAUGCUACUUUGUUCUAAUGUCAUCCAUUAUGCAUCUGGCGAUCGGUGUAACGACUAUCCAGUCGGACCUCACUGAGGGGCUUAAGGGGACGGCGGCCAAGGUAGAACCUCAUGUGGCUAAGGCUAUAACUCAAGGCAUUGCAGAUCUUACAGAUAUGGCUCCCAGCCACCACUUUGCAAAGCAGGCCCUCAACAUCCUACGUUAUUUGGCCCAGAAAUGGAACAUCGAAGUCGACAAAAGCGCCGAUAAACUGGCGGCGGAGGAGUAUGAUCGAUUGAUAUUGCCGCAUAUGGGAUGCCUCAACUUCUUUGCGCCCAACGUGCGUGAGGGAGACAUGAUGUGUCAGUGGGGCGAAGGUGAGCCCAUGAUUAUACCCGAGGAGUCGUCAGCGGCCAAGAAGACGGGGAGCAGUAUGGAAAAUCCUCUCUUCUGGCCCUUCCCCAUGCAAGGUCGACCUAUUCUUCCAGAUGGUGGCGAGUUGGAACAUGCGGGCUUUUCGGUGCUCUGA